CGGUAGCUCUCUUGAGUCACCCCCGCGUAGCCUUGGAGCGGCGUGCGAGGCGGCCGGCCCCGACCCACCUUGGUCUCUCUGGUACUUGCAGACCUUUUCUUCCAAGAUGCCUGAGGAAGUGCACCAUGGAGAGGAGGAGGUGGAGACUUUUGCCUUUCAGGCAGAAAUUGCCCAGCUCAUGUCUCUCAUCAUUAACACCUUCUAUUCGAACAAGGAGAUUUUCCUUCGGGAAUUGAUCUCUAAUGCUUCUGAUGCCUUGGACAAAAUUCGUUAUGAGAGCCUGACAGACCCUUCCAAGUUGGACAGCGGUAAAGAGUUGAAAAUUGACAUCAUCCCCAACCCUCAGGAACGCACUCUGACAUUGGUGGACACAGGCAUUGGCAUGACCAAGGCUGAUCUCAUAAAUAAUUUGGGAACCAUUGCCAAGUCUGGUACUAAAGCAUUUAUGGAGGCUCUGCAGGCUGGUGCAGAUAUCUCCAUGAUUGGGCAGUUUGGCGUCGGCUUUUAUUCUGCCUACCUGGUGGCUGAGAAAGUGGUUGUGAUCACAAAGCACAACGAUGAUGAACAGUAUGCCUGGGAAUCUUCUGCUGGGGGUUCCUUCACUGUACGUGCUGACCAUGGUGAGCCCAUUGGCAGGGGUACCAAAGUGAUCCUCCACCUUAAAGAAGACCAGACAGAGUACUUAGAGGAGAGGCGGGUCAAAGAAGUAGUGAAGAAGCACUCACAGUUCAUAGGCUAUCCCAUCACCCUUUAUUUGGAGAAGGAACGAGAGAAGGAAAUCAGUGAUGAUGAAGCAGAAGAGGAGAAAGGUGAAAAAGAAGAGGAAGAUAAAGAUGAUGAAGAGAAGCCCAAGAUUGAAGAUGUGGGCUCAGAUGAGGAGGAUGAUGGCAGUAAGGAUAAGAAAAAGAAAACUAAGAAGAUUAAGGAGAAAUACAUUGAUCAGGAAGAGCUAAACAAGACCAAGCCCAUUUGGACCAGAAACCCUGACGACAUCACCCAGGAGGAGUAUGGAGAAUUUUACAAGAGCCUCACUAAUGACUGGGAAGACCACUUAGCAGUCAAGCACUUCUCUGUAGAAGGUCAGUUGGAAUUCAGGGCAUUGCUGUUCAUCCCUCGUCGGGCACCCUUUGACCUCUUUGAGAACAAGAAGAAAAAGAACAACAUCAAACUCUACGUCCGUCGUGUAUUCAUCAUGGACAGCUGUGAUGAGUUGAUACCAGAGUAUCUCAACUUUAUCCGUGGUGUGGUUGACUCGGAGGAUCUUCCUCUGAACAUCUCCCGAGAAAUGCUUCAGCAGAGCAAAAUCUUAAUCAUUCGCAAAACAUUGUUAAAAGUGCUUGAGCUCUUCUCUGAGUUGGCAGAAGACAAGGAAAACUACAAGAAUUUCUAUAGGCAUUCUAAGAACUGAAGACUUGGAAUACAUGAGGACUUACUACGGCGACGCCUGUCUGAGCUGCUGCGCUAUCAUACCGUCCCAAUCUGGAGAUGAAUGACUUCUCUGUCAGUAGUCUCUCGAAUGAAGGAAACACAGAAGUCAUCUAUAUAUCACUGGCGAGAGCAAAGAGAGUGCCAAUUCUGCUUUGUGGAGCGAGUGGCGGAACGGGGCUUUGAGUGGUAUAUAAUGACUGGACCCAUUGAUGAUACUGCGGCAGCAGCUCAGGAGUUUGAUGGGAAGAGCCUGGUCUCAGUUACCAAGGAGGGCCUGGAGCUACCUGAAGAUGAAGAGAAGAAGAAGAUGGAGGAGAGCAAGGCAAAGUUUGAGAACCUCUGCAAGCUCAUGAAAGAUCUUGAUAAGAAGGUUGAGAAGGUGACAAUCUCCAAUAGGCUUGUGUCUUCACCCUGCUGCAUUGUGACCAGUACCUACGGCUGGACAGCCAACAUGGAGCGGAUCAUGAAAGCCCAGGCGCUUCGGGACAACUCUACAAUGGGCUACAUGAUGGCCAAAAAACACCUGGAGAUAAACCCCGACCACCCCAUUGUGGAAACACUUCGACAGAAGGCUGAGGCAGACAAAAACGACAAGGCUGUCAAGGACCUGGUGGUGCUGCUAUUUGAAACCGCGCUGCUCUCCUCUGGCUUCUCCCUUGAGGAUCCACAGACCCACUCCAACCGCAUCUACCGCAUGAUCAAGCUAGGCCUAGGCAUUGAUGAAGAUGAAGUGACGGCAGAGGAACCCAGUGCUGCUGUUCCCGAUGAGAUCCCACCCCUUGAGGGUGAUGAAGAUGCAUCUCGCAUGGAAGAAGUAGAUUAGGAGUUUAUACUUGGAAACCUUGUGCCCUCUGUAUAGUGUCCCUUUGGUCCCCACAGCCUGGAGUGGCCCUGUCCCACUUGGCGUCCUCUGGUGAUGUCUAGUUUUUUCUUUUCUCUCCUGUCCUUGUGUCUAAGGCAGGAAAUAAGGCCCUCAAAGCCCCAUUCCCUUCCUAAUUUGACAAGGGGAUUGAACGUUGUGCAUUGUGUUUUUGUUUAUUUUGUUCUGAGAUUAAAGUAUGCGGAAUAAAGAAAAUGCAGUUUUAUACAGUCA
Molecule: messenger RNA, 2521 nt
Organism: Microcebus murinus (gray mouse lemur)
Lineage: Eukaryota; Metazoa; Chordata; Mammalia; Primates; Cheirogaleidae
Source: RefSeq, a predicted model, not a curated record